AAAAGCAAGAAUCUUUGUUUACCAUGAUUGAAGGGAGUUUAUCCUUCUAGAUUUUACUCAAAUGGAACUGCUAAAAGUGCUUUUUCUUCCUUAUUUAUUAAAUGUUAAUGAAAAGGAAGAGAAAACUCCACUCUUAUACUGUAAGCGGUGAUCUCUCUCUUCAUAGUUCUGAUUUCAAACUUCGUAGGAGCAUUUGCUCGGAAGAAAGCAUCCAAAAUGGUGAUCACAUCCACUGCUACACACCCAGAUGAACAAGCACAGAGCAUAUUUUCUACCUUUGCUUCCAGAUAUGUGUGUGAACCUAUUCCCAGGUUCAAGAUACCAGAGAAAUCAAUACCAAAGGAUGCUGCUUAUCAGAUAAUAAACGAUGAGUUGAUGUUGGAUGGCACACCAAGGCUCAACUUGGCCUCAUUUGUGACCACUUGGAUGGAGCCUGAGUGUGACAAGCUCAUAAUGGCUUCACUUAACAAGAACUAUGUUGACAUGGAUGAGUACCCUGUCACCACUGAACUCCAGAACCGGUGCGUUAAUAUAAUAGCAAAUCUAUUCCACGCUCCUAUAAAUGAAGAUGAGACAGCAGUAGGUGUGGGAACUGUGGGGUCAUCAGAGGCAAUAAUGUUAGCAGGUUUGGCUUUCAAAAGGAAAUGGCAGACCAAGAGAAAAGCAGAAGGCAAACCAUAUGACAAGCCUAACAUAGUUACUGGGGCUAAUGUGCAGGUUUGUUGGGAAAAAUUUGCACGGUACUUUGAGGUAGAGCUCAAGGAAGUGAAACUCACAGAGGGAUACUAUGUGAUGGACCCAGUGAAAGCAGUUGAAAUGGUGGAUGAGAACACCAUUUGUGUUGCAGCCAUUUUGGGGUCAACUAUGACUGGAGAAUUUGAGGAUGUGAAACUUCUCAAUGAACUUCUCACUGUAAAGAACAAGGAGACAGGUUGGGAUACCCCAAUUCAUGUAGAUGCUGCCAGUGGGGGGUUUAUUGCUCCAUUUCUCUAUCCUGAUCUAGAGUGGGAUUUUCGUUUGCCAUUGGUGAAAAGCAUCAAUGUUAGUGGUCACAAGUAUGGUCUUGUCUACCCUGGUGUUGGUUGGGUUGUCUGGAGGAGUAAGGAUGACUUGCCAGAUGAACUUGUUUUUCACAUCAAUUAUCUUGGUUCUGAUCAGCCCACUUUCACAUUGAAUUUCUCUAAAGGAUCCAGUCAAAUUAUUGCACAAUAUUACCAGUUUAUUCGGCUUGGCUUUGAGGGUUAUAAAAACAUCAUGGAAAAUUGCUUGGAGAAUACAAGAGUUCUGAAAGAGGGAAUUGAGAGAACAGGGCAGUUUAACAUCAUCUCCAAGGAUAUAGGGGUGCCCCUUUUGGCCUUCUCUUUGAAAGACAGCAGCCAACACUCAGUGUUUGAGAUAUCAGACCAGCUGAGAAAAUUUGGCUGGAUAGUUCCAGCCUACACAAUGCCACCAGAUGCACAACACAUUGCGGUCCUAAGGGUGGUGGUCAGGGAGGAUUUCAGCCGUGGCUUGGCUCAGAGACUUGUUUCUGACAUAGAAAAAGUUAUGAAGCUCUUGGACUCACUUCCAAGCACUGUCUCUAACAAAACUGCUCAUAUCACAGCCAUCACUAAUGAGACUAGUGAGAAGAUAAAAAAGAGUGCAACAGAGACUCAGAGAGAGAUUGCUUUGUACUGGAAGCGACUUGUGGGUGGCAAGAAACAUGGAGCAUGUUAGGCUUACCAAAUCUUGGUUUUUGAUAACCUUGUUGAGAGUGAUGGUGGUGCUUUCAUAUUUAUGUGCAUAUGUGUGUUUGUGAUGACUAUGUAGCAAUAAGAAAUGGCAAUGCAUGACAGAUUCUUAUAGUCA
Molecule: messenger RNA, 1848 nt
Organism: Vigna radiata var. radiata (mung bean)
Lineage: Eukaryota; Viridiplantae; Streptophyta; Magnoliopsida; Fabales; Fabaceae
Product: glutamate decarboxylase-like
Exons: 6
Coding region: 217-1716 (499 amino acids)
Biological process (GO): L-glutamate catabolic process
Cellular component (GO): cytosol
Molecular function (GO): pyridoxal phosphate binding; glutamate decarboxylase activity
Source: RefSeq, a predicted model, not a curated record